Salvelinus sp. IW2-2015 is the source of this 3334-nucleotide messenger RNA. RefSeq names its product glutamate-rich protein 6-like. The record is from RefSeq and is a predicted model, not a curated record. NCBI's taxonomy places the organism in Eukaryota, Metazoa, Chordata, Actinopteri, Salmoniformes, Salmonidae.
AAUUCAAGAUUCUGGACAUCACGACUGACCUUUCUGCCCCUCGGUUCUUAGCGGAAAACGUGCAACACCCAGUGGGCCAGUUGACCUGUGACAAUCAGAAAGACCCCGUUGCAACUCUUGUGACGGACAGGUAUCCAAGUUUAUCUGACAACAUUGAAAUUUGCCCACGUAUGGCGUCGGAUGACAUUUGGAAAGUCUGUGAAUUGGGUGAGAAAACAAUAAAGAGCCAUGCCAGGACUACUUUGAGCACAGAUGAAAAAGUUCUAAUCAUGCUGCCAAGGAGUGAUUCUACCACAGCAGAGUUCAUAGAGGUCCACGUGCUGGACGGCAGUUCCAUCACCAUAGUCAGCGCCAGCACCCAGACAGACUGGGAGUGGGUGGAGCAGGCACUCACAGACAGCUGUCAAGUUCAAAGUGAAGUGGAGAGGUUUGAGCCAAAAGCCUCAUCACAGACAGUCCCCCAGAGUAUAGUUAUUGGGCCAGAUUCAGAGGUUAAGAAUGAAGAGACAGAUAUGGAGAAGGAAAAUGAGUUGUAUGGUAUACCUAAUGUGGGGCCACCUUCCAUGUUGGCCUACAAACCAGAGUCGAAACAACCGCCUGUUCAUUUUGAAAAGAUCCCAGUGUUGUCCAUCUCUGGAUCCAAUGAGGCUCAGUCCAAACGGAAAAUAGAGUUUGUUCAAUGUGACUACUGCCAGCAACCCUGUAACCCUUURAUACGCCGGGAACAAUUGGAAAAUAAUCGUGACUUGGAAUUGCUCUUUUGCUGUGAACGGGCUCAGAAAAUGCGAGCGUUUCUCCUGGAAGAGGAGCGGGCCUUAGCUGCCCGGGAGAUGAACAGGAAGAUUGAUGUGGGCCCUCACCCACCCUUCAUGAACAAACACGAGAAGAGAGCUGCAAAGGAGCGGGRAGAGCAGAGGUUGCGGGAAUGGGAACUUCAGAAGGUCCUGAAGAAAGGCAAUCAGAACCGAUUUUUUUCAGGUCAGAUCAAAACCAUCUCCUACAGACUGUCCAAUGAGGUUUGGACUAUCCGAGAAGAGUCUCACUUCCCUAAGUUGGACAUCAUGAACUCGUCAGAUAUCUUCACCCUCCAGGGGGAGACGGACAGGCAGCACAGAGAGAGGAGAAUACAUUUGCUUCUGAGGUUUUAUCCAAAUGGCAAACCCUUCAUCACGUUAUAUCCAGACGGAACAGGUAAUGUGUUGUAUCUUUUUUUAUUUAAGGGACUCGGGCACCAGGCAAUUGUACAACAGUUUAGCAAUAAGUUCCUUAGUGAAAACAAAGCUAUCCAUCUGGGAACGUUGCUAUCAUCAUCUCCUCUGUGGAGGCUGCUGACUUCACCUAUAUAAUCAUGGAGGACAAGGACUUAGAGCCAAACCUUGAGGCCAUGUUUACAACCAGAGGCCAGUCUACGUGCUACCACCCCAAUGGACUUAUAUGGGUGAACCUGACCCAGCUGGGAGGCUCCUGCUGCAGUGACACCGGGGCUCUGAGACGACGCUGGAACUGGCUGGACCUUGAGCCUCACAUCCAAACCCCUCCCUUCCAGCCCAUCUGUCUGGUCCUGGGUAGCCACAUCAGCCUCCGCAUCCAGUCCCAGGAACGCAUCUACCUCACGUUCUCCUCUCACCAAAGCAGAGUGCGUUUCAACGUGGGCUCCAAACUCAAGCUAACCCAUCCAGAAGGCCUAGUGAUGCCGGGGCCAGACAUCCUGCAGCAACAUCUCCAAAUGAAAAGCCUGGAGAUUUACACUCUGCUGGACCGGAUGCAGACCUGCAUGGCCUACCAGCACUCGGCCAAUCCCCACAACAUUAAGCCCCAGUACAGCCUCGUUGCCCAGAUGCAGAGACUCAAGAGACAGAUGGAAAAACAGAGCUCGCCCAAAAAGACCAAAGCUCUCAUGGCCCCUAAGGACUUAUAACAACUGACAACUCAAAGCCUGUGUUCUAGAAUACAUCUCGUUGCUAUGAAACCAAGGCAUUUAGCAUUUAUUCUAAUUAGAAAUAAAUUCAGUAGCCAUGUGUAGCUAUGCUAAAAUGUUAGAAAAGUUUCUUGUCAGAUACAUUUUGAAUAGAUGUAAUGGUUGACCCAUUGUGCAAAUUAAGAAAUUAGUCAGCGGUCUAAGGAAAAUGACGAAUGAGGCACCUCAUUCUUUAAUCACAAGUAGGCCUAGAAGAUUCAGUUCAGGUCCCAACAACCCUUGAACCCAACAAUCCUUGAACCCAACAACCCGUGCAUAGGUUACAGCAGCCGUUUAAUGGUGCUGGUCGGCUGUAGAGCAGCCAGGCAACUUGAAGGAUGUGGAGUAAUGCAGCCGAAUGGACUCGGAGCCCGGGAGAAUCCAGGAAAUCUGCAAACAGGAUAAUAAUGUUUCGACUGCUAGUUUUAUACUGACCCGGUGCAGGUAUCAUAGCUAAUCAACUCUGAAUCUUCAAUAGAAAUAGGCCAUGGUAGACAGAACCUUAAUUACUCAUCUGUGCAGUAGCCUGAAGGUCAAAUGAUUGACCAUGACAUUUCUGAACAGUCUCUUCAGAGGAGCUGUAUCUGCAAUGUUAUGCCCACGGCAUUUACAUAAUUUAAGUAAAAAUAAAUCUUGUGAGUUAAUUUAAGAGUUGGCAUAUCAUAUUUUUCCAGAUUUUUUUUUUUUUAAGUAGAAGGGACAAAAAAUACAGUGCAAUGAGUUUUCAUGUCAGUGGCAUAAUGUUGACUUAUCUGAAUGCCUGGACCACAGCUAUGGGAAUGUGUGGAGGUCACAGACCGACUGGGUGGACCAGAGGAGACAUGAGGACAGUAGCCGAGAAUCUUCCUAAAAAACGAGGACCCGGGGAUGGAUACAUCCCUAGAUAAUGAAGUGUUGGCUGUACUCAGCAAGGAUCUCCAAACUGCCACAGCUUGCCAAGUAGAAACUAAAGAGUCACCAACACAUUUUGACACAUGCACAAGGGCAUCCUGCUCGGACUCCUCAGGGGAGCUCCUGGAAAGUGAGCUGGACUCUAUUACCUGUGAGUACUGCCAGCAGCACAGGAAGCCCCCAGAGACCAGCUAGUCAACAAUACAGACCCAGAGGAGAUGAGGCCUUCACAAACCACAUACACAACUCUAACACACAUCUAACUCAGCCAAUAAGCACAGACCUUUUUAUGUGAAACUGAAAUUAAUUCCAACCUGCAAAGAACCUUCAGUAACACACUGGAUAUAAUAUCCCUGGUUUGAUAGUUUGAAAUCUCCCAUUAGAGGCAGAGCCCUUUGUUAGGUUCACCUGCCACUUAGAUUGCUGAAAAAAUCACUUGUACGCAAUUUUAGAUGUCAAAAUCAAGAUUAUACAAUGAAUAGUAUU